Messenger RNA from Paramecium octaurelia, 554 nucleotides. The record is from the annotation of a GenBank genome assembly. NCBI's taxonomy places the organism in Eukaryota, Ciliophora, Oligohymenophorea, Peniculida, Parameciidae.
UAUUAAUUAAAUAAAUCCAAAUGAAUCACGAAGCUGAAAGUGCUCCAUUAAUUUAAGAAGAAUUCCCGGUUCAAUAAUCCCAGAUAACUGUCCAGGAGCAACCAAAAAUAGUUUCAAUCAAUAAGUUAUUCCUCUAAAAUACUGCUUAAGCUUUUAGUCCUGGUACGAUGAUUAGCAAAUAACUUUACAUUUUUACACGAACUCUAAAAAAGUAUUGAUUGAUAUACAAACUGUUUAGAUCAAUUGAAUAAUAUAGAAACAAUGAGAGCAUCCAAUUUUUGAAGAAUGUCUCAACAUCUUUAGAAGAAUUCGAUGGAGUUUCUUAUAGCAAUGAAGCAUUAAAUUAGGAUUAGUCUUUAACAGCAAAAGGGUUUAAGUUUUUUGGCAAGGCAAUCUCUAAGAUUAGAAAUAAGUUUAGAGGAGAAGAAUCACAACAAGAACCAUAAGGAAAUUAAUAGUAAAAUAGAAAUGAAUCUCUAAUCCCAGAAUAAAGUCAAAGGAUAGAUGAAGAACAUGUCUGAAUAUAUAAAAAUUAAAUUUCCACAAAAUCCCCU